Clunio marinus is the source of this 189-nucleotide messenger RNA. NCBI's taxonomy places the organism in Eukaryota, Metazoa, Arthropoda, Insecta, Diptera, Chironomidae. The record is from the annotation of a GenBank genome assembly.
AUGUUAAUUGAAAAUGAAAUUGAUAUGCGACUAGGAAAGACUGCAGAUAUAUUACAAGCCAAGAAUUCGGGGAGAAAUUUGAUAUCUUCGUAUGUAUGCAUAAAACCACAACACAAGGUUGGUGUUAAGAAAAUGACAAAAUUACAAGCUACUUUACAGUGGAAUUUUAAAAUUAAAACAAUAAUCUGA